AUGGUUGUGAUGCAAGUCAGUGAGGAGCUGCAUAAACCCACAGCGUCUGCCCUGGCGCUGUUCCUGGCAGCAUCCUUUGUCGCCUUCUCCUGGAGUGCCCCUCAGGCUCAUUUCCAAAGGAGAAACUGGACUCCUCAGGCCAUGCUCUAUUUGAAGGGUGCACAGGGACGUUGCUUCAUCGCAGAUGAGAGCCAGAGGAAGGACCUGUAUGACAGAGUGCAUCUUGAAACACGCAGCCAUAACACAAAUCCUUUAUCCCUUUCUGAAGCUGCUGCACUGUUUCUUACUUCCUUACAGAAAGCACAAGAAGUGGAAGAAGAAAACAGUGAACACCCUGGCUACUUGACAGACAGUCUGUUAAAUUGGUGA
Messenger RNA from Pyrgilauda ruficollis (rufous-necked snowfinch), 369 nucleotides. RefSeq names its product spexin hormone (gene SPX). The transcript has 6 exons. NCBI's taxonomy places the organism in Eukaryota, Metazoa, Chordata, Aves, Passeriformes, Passeridae. Gene Ontology annotation, molecular function: neuropeptide hormone activity. Gene Ontology annotation, biological process: positive regulation of gastro-intestinal system smooth muscle contraction. Gene Ontology annotation, cellular component: cytoplasm. The record is from RefSeq and is a predicted model, not a curated record. Bases 1 to 369 code for a protein of 122 amino acids.